CAUUUCUCAAGAAAAGGAAACUUAAACCUCACAUCAUUCUAAAGCAAAUCCUGCCCAAGUCUCAACUCGUCGAUUUUGAAAUAAAUGACAUAAAAUGAAUGAUUCAUUCUGCUGUAGGUACAGUUUUCGAUUGACUAUAAGGAAGGGUAUGCAUGUAAAUCAUCUGUGACAGACAGUACAGGUUUUAUAAGAGGCGGGGCUUCCCUGGACUCACUCAGUCAGAAUAAAAACGAUGAACAGAAACAGUAAAGGAAGAUCUUCACACAUGCCUGAAAAAAUGGAACCACAAAAAGGCAAGAAAAGGAGGAGUGGGGCCAUCAAGGAUGAAGAAAAAACACAUUUUGAUGACAUGUGCCAUCAUCCAAAACUCCACUGUCAGAAUCAGUGUUGCUCCAAGGAUGGGAACAAGAGCAACAAAAGUGCACAGAGCAAAGCAAUGGGUUUGUCUUGUCAAAUGUUUAAAUGUUACCUUUUGUACUAUAUGUUUCACCUUUUGUACUAUAUGUUUUAUACUGUGUAACUGUUUCAAGGGUGGUUCCACAAUUGCUCUCUAGAAAUUGUGGGUUGAAUAUCCAAUUCAUAACACUUUAAAUCAAAAGAUGGGUUACUUCAAUCCAAUUUAUUUUUACUGGUAUAAUAUUAAAGAAAACGUGUGAUGUACAAAUUUAAUUGUCUAAUACCCAUUAUUAUUUUUUAAAUAUUAAAUAUAUUUUUUAAAAUAAUAUAUUAGUACAAAUAAAUAUAAAUGCAAUAUAAAGAAAUAUAAUAUAAUAAUAUAUUGAAUAUAUUUUAAAAUACAUAUUUUUUGAAAACAUGGAUCCAUCCACAAUUGAUGCAUUUGACAAACCCAAAAUAACCCAGUAUUACCGAUGGGUUAAUAAAACAACCAAGCAUUUUCUAGAGAGUUUUGUUUUUAGAGAAGUCUGUUUGGAUGGAGAUGGUGUAUUUCUGGCUGCGGAAUGUGAAACGAAAGUGAAAAAAUAAAAAUAAAAAUGAAUAAUAAUAAUAAUAAUAAUAAUAAUGAUAAUACUUUAAUUUGACAUCAUAAAAAGCCCAUAUACUAUUAAUGUAGUAAUGUGAACACACGUUCUUGGAAACAUUAGCAUUUUGGCAGCCAGAUAUACAGUAUAUUGUGCCUACAGAGAGACAUCAUUCUUUCGAAACAAUCAAUUACAAUACGGGAUUGAAAUGUAAAUAGGCUAGGUAAUUUAUCAGUUAAUUUAUGAAAAUUUCAAAUGAAGGUCUCUGAAUAAAAAUGAAGGAUUCUGAAUAAAUAGAGAUCGAAAUGCAAACUGAAAUGGCUUGAUAAGUAUUCAACCCACUCCUCCCAUAACCAGGUGAACAUAACACCUGACAUCUCAAAGUCGCGUUCCAUCCACCAGAAGGCUCAACAUUCCUUGGAACACAGUCAAGGCUCCUGCUUUUGAAAACUCCCUCCAAACUUCACAGCUAAGGUUGCAAUGACUGGAAAACUUCUUUGGAAAGUCACUGACAGCUUUGAAGAACUACAAAAUAUACAAAAUCCAACUACAUAAAUGUCUGAAGAAAAAAAGCAUUCUGAGCAAUCUUGCUUCUACAUUGUCUUGACCGAGGUGGCGAUAGGCCUAUAACUCAUCUCAGAAUCUCGUGAUGAACGCUGGCACUUUUUAUGCCUUUACAGCAGUGCUGACGAGUAUUGACUUAACGCUUACGUGAUCAUGGGCUGCCAGCAAUAGGACCAAUGAUGAUGAUGUGCUCUGAAGCAAAUCCUCAACAGUUUGCUAUGGAAGAUUCGCCAAGCUAAACAGGGAAUACGGUGAUGGAUAAACCUAACUGUCACCAAGGGGGUUGAUACUUAUCAAGUUAUAUUAAGAUGUAGAUGUGCAGUGCUUGAAGUGGGAUGGACUCCAAUAUACGGUACUGGCAAUAUUGUGCUAUGCAGUACCAAUAAUUAUUCUGGCAUAUCAGCAGCUCAGUACUCUCUCCUGUCCUGCGCGCGAAAGAUUCUCUCUAGCCCGACCGCGGACACUUAUAACUUCAAGCACUGGAUAUAUCGAUACGAGAAGGGUGAACUUUCUGGAGGUACUCUGUCCAAACUGUAAUACUUCUGUCUGUUGAGCCAGUAAUUCAAAUGGAACCACCUUUUGAACUACAAAUUAAUAAAAAACUACAACAAAAUGUCCAGAGUACGUUUUUUAACAAAAUUAAGCAUUUUUCUUUGGAUAUACGAACAGCAUCGGCCAUCUUGGUUACGCUGCACAAUCGUGAAAAGCGGUCCAAAGACGGGUCUACGCGCAGGAAAAAGGUUGCAACAAUGUAAGUGCAACCUUUGGUGUGAUAAGGCUCCAAUUAAGGUACCAAGGACAAUACACCUGUAUGUCAAUGUGUCAGGAGCCCAUGCUGCAAUGCAAUUAUGGUGGAUGAAGAUGGACUCACCAGUCAAAAAAACAAAAACUAUCGUAUCAUCUUAGAAGAUUUGAAACAUCUCUGAAAUAAGGCUCAGUACUCUUGUUAUUUGAUAACAAAUUUGGAGAAAUCAUGAAUUUUGGAAAAUUUGUAGCAAGCAACAUUAUGUCAAUACCCCACUUUAUACUGGAGGGCACACACCUUCUCAUCCCCUGCCUUGGUAUAGGCAAGAACAAGUUCACUAUUUUGUCAAGUGUUUGAACUACAAUAGAAGAAGAAUGCAGUGGGCAAAGGACUAGAUGAUUGCUUUCUGAAAAAACAAAGCUAAUCAACACUGUUCCAAUACAUUAUCAAGGAGAAGACCUGCAAGCAAUUUGAUCCCCACUAUAAUGCUUUAAUAUCACUGAAUGUGUUGUGUGAUAUGGAAUCUGACUGGAUAUAUCAGAUAUUUUGGAGGGAAGUUUUCUUUGUUACAUGAACAUCAAGACGAUGUCAACGAAUGGAUCAAUAGAUUUUGAUGCAAAUGCCUAAAACGGCCACAGCACAUGGCAUUUUCUUCAAGAUUUUUCUCAAAGGAAUGUUUUACCAGCAACAACGUUUGUUGCAAGCACUUUGGUAGAUGGUUACAUGUAUCCAAAAGCUUCCAUCCAAAAAUAUUUGGGACAUUUGGGAAUAUUUGGGACUCCUGUUUUUAAGAGAAGGAACUGAUGCCUUUUAAAAGUGUAUUAAUUAUGCACCUCAUUCAGUUUCUUUGAGGAAAUGUUCUGCUUCAGAUUUUCUUCCUUCGUGGAUUCAUCAUCAUUAACUAAAACAGGUAAACUGGACCACGUGGCAACAUGGGCUCAUGUUUCCAGUUUCUCUCUUUGUUCUUGUUCUCGUUCUGAAGAACAUGCAAUGAAGAAGACUUGUCGAGGACCACACCUGCCCAACCAUCCACAUCGCCUUCAGCAUCUCGCGCGUCAAACCAAAAAGAUCAAACAAAGAAGGCCAUUUAUAGGUAAGAAUAAUGUGCGAUUGCGACUGAUUCCUUUUUUCUUUUCUUUUUUUGAAUGCAUAUUUCAGAUCUUCACUAAUUGUCAAUAAUUUUUCAGCAUCAACAAGAAAACCUCCUCUGAAAAUGGAGUCCCAGUUGAAAACUCCUCUGCCAAAAGCCUAAAACACUCUGAUUCAGAAGAAGUGUGUUUUCCUGAGACCAACCUGAAUGCUGGGCCUUCAUCUGAGGAGGAUGACACAACCAAACAGAACAAAAGAGAUACUCACAAGAUCACAUCGCUGUCUCAUAAAGAGGAGCCAUGUUUCUCAUCUUUCAAGUCACCAAAGAGACCUUUACUUAACUGCUCACCUGAAGAAGAAACUUUCAUUGCGGGAAAUGGCAAAAGGAUAAGAAAAGGUGACUACAGUCAUCCUGAGGACUACGAAGGGCCUGAGAAAAGCUCAUGUUUGGAGGAAAGAGGGAACAAUCAGUCUAAUCGUGAGGGGACUGAAAGCAGGCCACAAGUUGUUCUGUCAUUCGAGCAAGAGGUUAUGAACAAAAAGAAGUUUUUGAACGAUACUCCUGAUACAGUUGAUCAAGGAUCAGAUAAUCAAAACUCCACUGCAAAAAUACCUGACCAACCGUUUGAAGUGCGUACAGCCUGGGAAGGGUGUGCGGUUCAGAAAAUUAAAAACAUUGCUGACAGAAGCAUCGAAGACUUAGACUUGAACAAUAACAAUGGUGCAACCAUCAAAAUAAUCAAUUUUUUCCACUAUGCCAAAAUAAUUAUUUUUCUACUUGAAUUUUGGUAUAAACAAAAAAAGCAUGAUAGACAAGAUAUCAUCUUUCUAGUUGCUGGAUUCUAUGUACAGUUGCAAGCAAGCGAUCUGUACUGUUGUCCAGUCAAUAAACAUGAGAAAGACGACAGAAAUCUUAAUUAUGCAACAAUGAAAACAUCAAAAAAGUUUACUAAAAAGUAUUCUGAGACAGUUUGGAACUACAUGGUAGGGAACCAUGACAAAGUUAAAUCUUAUGUACAAACCCCUGAAGAUGCCACUGCAAUAUGUGCCAUUUUGUUCUCGGAAGUGAUUCGGUAUCCUGACAUGUUUUUCCACAACAUCUUAAUGAUGUUGCAUUAUAAAUCAUGGGAUGAGUUUUGUGACUAUCAUCCAAUGGUAACCGGAGGAACAUGGAAACAUCAGGGAGAAGAUGUCCCAAAAAAGGUUGAAAAGAGAAAACAUCAAAACCUUUUGUUUUGUGCUAAGAAGAUAAUAAGGAAUGAGGGAAAAAGAGACACUCUAUUCCAAGUUAACUCCACAGUUUGAAGAAGCGCCUUGGAGAACAUCCUCAUGCCCUCAUGCUGAAUGCAAUUUUGUUUUUUCUCUGGUGUUGGAGAGUGGAUGUCAAGUGAGCCAACUGCAUUGGCUAGACUAAAAGAAAAAGUAAUAAUAAUGCGGUUUAGACUGCUUUACAGUCUAGCUAAAGUUAACCCUGUGUUAUGUUAUAGACUGAUUAACGCAGUUUGUUGUUGUAGUUUGUUAUUUUAGUUUGUUUUUUUUGGUGUGUCGGACGCGGGUAGACUGCUUUGCAGUUGAGCUGCAUGUGGGCGCACUGAAGAGGUUAGGGAAGUUUCUUUUUCUCUUUAGUUGUUUUCUUAAACAUUAUGAAAAUAAUUCUUGGUCUUGCAUUUGCAACCUCUGCAGUAUUGUGCCAAUCAAACACCAGUAAGGAAUUACUUUCUAAAUCUUAUUAUCAACUAUCGACCUUAACCAGAUUGAUUGCUGAAGGGAAAGUGGUGUUGGAUCUGAGAGUUCAACUAAUGAUCAUCAGGGUUUGAAUUCUCAGCCCUGUAAUAUUGUGAAUAUGGUUAAAUUCCUGCCUAAAUUUAAUGAGAAAAAUCCAGAUGUGUUUUUCUCUUUAUUUGAGAAAAUUUCUGAAGAAAGAGCAUGUGAUGAUCAAGAGGCUUAUAUUGCCCUAUCAAAACCAAAACGAAGAGAUUAUGUUCAGCAGUAAUGAUGUUGAAAUCAUGUGGUUUAAUCUGUUAACCCAAAAUUUGUCAAAAAUAGAAAAACAGAUUUGAGUUAUACUUGUAAUUACUGUCUUGAAAAAAAAUUAUUAAUUUAUUUAAAACAAAAAAUGUAUUUAUUUAUUUAUAAUAUUUCUAUUUUUAUAAUUGUAUACUAAACAUGUUUUACAUGUACAUUUUUACUGUUUCUUUAAUAAAUAUUAUUUUUUUA
Messenger RNA from Megalobrama amblycephala (Wuchang bream), 5595 nucleotides. RefSeq lists its product as uncharacterized. The coding region runs from base 3910 to 4683 and encodes 257 amino acids. The transcript has 9 exons. Lineage: Eukaryota; Metazoa; Chordata; Actinopteri; Cypriniformes; Xenocyprididae. The record is from RefSeq and is a predicted model, not a curated record.